AUGAAGCACAUUCCGGCGAAGAAAAUCCCCAAUCGGUACAAAGGAGUUAGGAUGAGAAAAUGGGGCAAAUGGGUGGCGGAGAUUCGGAGGCAACUAGACCGUAACAGGAUCUGGCUCGGAACUUACGAUACGGAGAACGAAGCUGCCCGAGCCUACGACGCUGCGGUCGUCUGUCUCUGUGGUACCUCCUCUUUCGCAACACUCAAUUUCCCUGAAGACCCGCCGGUCCAUAUUUUAAAUGAGCCCAAUAGCUUCUCCAAAUCGCAAAUUCAGUUGAUGGCGUCGAAUCAUGCACGUAGAGAAGGUGACGACGCCGUCGUUCCUGUUCGGGUCGUUAUUCCAGUUCCUGUUCCGGUCGCCGUGGAGAAUGACGCGAGGGAAGCUGCCGUGGAGAAUGACGCGAGGGAAGUUGAUGUCAAUCUUCGUAUUGGAAGAGAAGCUUAA
Molecule: messenger RNA, 444 nt
Organism: Impatiens glandulifera
Lineage: Eukaryota; Viridiplantae; Streptophyta; Magnoliopsida; Ericales; Balsaminaceae
Product: ethylene-responsive transcription factor ERF017-like
Exons: 1
Coding region: 1-444 (147 amino acids)
Biological process (GO): regulation of DNA-templated transcription
Molecular function (GO): DNA binding; DNA-binding transcription factor activity
Source: RefSeq, a predicted model, not a curated record